AUGUCGUCGGCAGGGGAGGAGGCGACAAGGUCCGAGGGCACUCGUGAGGUCAUGGACGCUGUGAAUUUCAUCCGGGAGCAGGCUGCCAACGCCACUUACGUCGGGGGGGCCGUCAGUUCGGUAGAGUCGAGCUGCGGGAGGGCGGUGAUAGAUUGGGAGAACCCGUCGAUCAAGGACGAGGUUCUCCGCAUGAUUGCUGCGUACCUGCAGGGAGAAGGAUACUCGACGUCUUCCAUGAUGCUGAUGGAUGAAGCGAACAUGCGGAGGGCAGAGGGUAAGAGGGCAGAGCAGGAGUGGCGCACUUGGAGCAAGAAGGUGAAGAAGGCCAUCAUUGAGGGGGAGUGGGCGGAGGUGGAGAAGUUCUGCAACAAGAGCAGCAUCAAGAGCAUGAAGAACUUUCUGUACUGCGUCUACAAGCAGCAGUACCUGGAACUGGUCGACCGCCAGGAGUACCAGAAGGCUUUCACGUACCUGACGAAGAAGCUGAAGCCGUUUGAGAAGCAGCGGGCCAACCCGGAGGAGUUCAAGGACCUGUGCUACCUGCUGACCUGCAAGUCAAUCGCAGACGUGGACAAGGACUGGGAGGGGAUCGCGGCGGCUAGGAUGAGGCUUGCCUCCAUGUUCAACUCGCUGCUCGCCGACUCCGAGGGAACAGACACUGGGUCGGAUCUAAUUGCAGAGGUGCCGCAUGGCCGCAUGCGGAAACUGCUAGAGCAGGCUGUCGAGUUUCAGAUCAGCACGUCGCAUUAUCAGCCCAAGAUUCGACCCCCCAUCACGACCCUCCUCCGCGACUACGAGUGUUUCGUCCUGCCUAAUGCAGUCAAGCACGAGUACAAGGGCCACACGUCCAACGUCAAGUGUGUCGCCUUCAUGGGAGCUGACAGGAAUUAUCUUGUCUCAGGGUCAAGCGAUCAGACUUUGAGGGUUUGGAACAUUGCGGAGCCUCAUGGAGGAGUUUCAACUUCCCUCCUCCUCCGCGGACACACUUCUCGCAUCUGGGACAUCUCCAUCGCAUCUAGCGGAAACAUCAUCUGCAGCGCAUCGGGCGACUCGACGGUCAAGGUCUGGAAUGUCGAGCAGAAACUUGAGCUGCUCAGUGCUGGGAACUCUUCAACAACCCGACGACCUUCGGAGAUGAGGACAUGGCAUCAAGGGAGAAGUUAUGAUUGCGAUCCCUCCGAGACCCUCGUCUCGCACAAGGGAGACGUCUACGCUGUCGCCUGCCAUCCGGAGGAGCCGAGAAUCGUUGUUUCGGGCGGAUACGACCACUAUGUUCGCUUGUGGACAGUUGACAGGACCCAGCCCGUCCGCUCCUUCCGCGGGCACGAGGGCAGCGUCACCUGCCUGGCCUACAGCUCCCAGGGAAACCUCGUCAUCUCCGGCAGCAAGGACGCAUCCGUCCGCUUCUGGGACAUGAACUCCGGCCUGGAAGUCAACAGAGCUUGUAUCUCGAUCUGA
Molecule: messenger RNA, 1458 nt
Organism: Guillardia theta CCMP2712
Lineage: Eukaryota; Cryptophyceae; Pyrenomonadales; Geminigeraceae
Exons: 8
Coding region: 1-1458 (485 amino acids)
Biological process (GO): mRNA splicing, via spliceosome
Molecular function (GO): protein binding
Source: RefSeq, a predicted model, not a curated record